Messenger RNA from Chara braunii, 1369 nucleotides. NCBI's taxonomy places the organism in Eukaryota, Viridiplantae, Streptophyta, Charophyceae, Charales, Characeae. The record is from the annotation of a GenBank genome assembly.
UGGCAUUGUGCUGCACGUGUACCCCGCCCAGCACACUGUGGACAGGGGCGGAGUGAUGAGGGACGAGUGGCAGUGGUCCCACAGUGCCGACAACCGUCGCAGCCCAUGCAUGGCGCGUUGUCCGCUUCCUCGCCCAUGUCGGUGCCGCGGUCUGCUGCUGAGGCCUCACCUUCGCUGGCAGAAGUUCAACGAGAGGAUAUGGACGGGGGGUGGCCUGUCCAUAGUCGUGCUCCAUCUCCUGCCGGCUUGCAAGGUCCUUCCUUUGGUGGCGAGGAAGACGACUUCGUUGGCGACGAUGAAGUUGAAGGUGAUGGCGGUGGCGUUGAUGGGCAAAACUCGGAUAACGCGCAGGAGGAGAGGGACAAUGCUAUUGUCGGGCAGAGAGAUGGGGGCGAGAAUGAAGCGGGGCCCCAAACCAGCAAGCGUGCAAACAAGCGGGGGGGGAAAGAUGCUUCUGCGAAAAGCAAGAAGCAAAACAUCCCUUGGUCCUUGGAUGAGAGGAUCGCGCUGUCCAAAAUUAUGGCCGAGGACGACGCCCUUAUGGCCGACGCCGAUGGGCAGCAUCGGUUUAACCGGAGCAAGGACCGGUAUGAGUGGGUGCACGAUCGGAUGGCGGAGCUGGGGUUUCCGCACAGGUCGGCAGAGGAUUGUCGUAAGAAGUGGCAGGGCAUGAUGGCUGCCGCGAAGUUGAUUCUCGACAAGUGUGAGAAUGCUUCGGGGAAACCUUCCUACUGGGACAUGACCCUUGAGGAGCGGAAGGCGGAGCAGGUUCCACUAGGCUUUGAGAAAGCUCUGUGGGAAGCGAUGAAGUGGAAACUGAAUCGGCCUUCCAUCAAGUGCGACAAGACGCUGGCGUCGGAGAACCUGCCAGCUAAUGCGGGGGGGAAUUCUUCGAGCGGCGGUCCUGCACAGCUGUCGUCGGGGAGGAGCGCUUCUGCCGGGAAAGCAACGGAGGAUUCGGACCACGCAGCGAAGACACGGAGGACAAACGCUGGCAAAGCGAGGAUGGACGACACGAUCAGCGAAGGGACAACAUUGGGUAGGGCGAUGGAGGACGCGAGAAGGUCUUACGACGAGGGUUUGGAUACGGCCGCUGCCACUCUGGUGAGGGCAACGUCGGAGGCAGGCUCGACGAUUGAGGUGAAGAUCGGUGACGUGGCAGAUGCCAUGCAUGGCGGGAACACUGUCCUUGAGAUGCUCGUCGGGGUUCUUGCAAGGGGUGGAGGUGGGGGGAAAAGUGUUGCAUACGAUAGGCGGGAUACAGACCCCUCUUCGCAGUAAUAUAUAUAUAUAUAUAUAUAUAUAUAUAUAUAUAUAAAGAUGGGUACCGGCUGUCGUUUCCCACCCCCGACGUCCACAACGGGCGUCC